This is a messenger RNA of Diospyros lotus (date-plum), 1179 nucleotides long. RefSeq lists its product as uncharacterized. Gene Ontology annotation, molecular function: ubiquitin-like protein conjugating enzyme binding; ubiquitin protein ligase activity. Gene Ontology annotation, cellular component: endoplasmic reticulum. The transcript is spliced from 2 exons. NCBI's taxonomy places the organism in Eukaryota, Viridiplantae, Streptophyta, Magnoliopsida, Ericales, Ebenaceae. Gene Ontology annotation, biological process: ubiquitin-dependent protein catabolic process. The record is from RefSeq and is a predicted model, not a curated record. Bases 194 to 880 code for a protein of 228 amino acids.
UUACGAAAAUGGAACCCACUCGAAUCGUCCACGCCCUCCUCGUCGGUUGCUUCGCCAUAUUAGCAAUUCGGAAGGGAAGGGUUCCUUCCUCUGAUUCUCCGAAUUGGCUUCCGCCGCAUGCCGAUCGUCAUCGCUUCCGUCUUCGAUUCAUAACAACAACUAUUAAAGGCAUUGGACCUUUAAGCUUUUACUAAUGGCAAGUGAAAUUAGGGGAUCGACAAGUGGGCAGCCCCAGGGCGGCCAGUCGUCUUCCUCGGGCGGUGGCAGCAAUGAUGCCGGUGAUUUUGAAUGCAAUAUUUGCUUUGAAUUAGCUCAAGACCCAGUUGUUACUCUAUGCGGCCAUCUCUUCUGUUGGCCUUGUCUGUACAGAUGGCUCCGCCUUCACUCCCAUUCUCAUGAAUGUCCGGUCUGUAAGGCCGUUAUCCAGGAGGAGAAGUUAGUUCCUCUUUAUGGCAGAGGGAAGAAUCCAACUGACCCGAGAUCAAAACCCGUUCCUGGAGUCGAUAUCCCCAGCCGCCCAGCAGGGCAAAGACCGGCGACGGCUCCUCCUCCAAAUGCUAUUAACUUCCCCAAUUUUGGCUUUGGAUUUAUGGGAGGAUUUGUGCCAAUGGCAACUGCAAGGUUUGGUAAUUUUGCCAUGUCUGCUGGUUUUGGUGGUUUGUUUCCAUCGCUGUUUAACAUACAGGUUCAUGGAUUCCCGGAUGCUACCGUGUAUGGAACAACGUCAGGAUUCCCAUUUGGGUUUCCUGGUGGGAUUCAUGGAGGCCAUGGUAGGGGAUUUAACCAGAUUCCUAGUCAAGGACGGCAUGAUGAUAAUUAUCUGAAGAUGCUUUUUUUGUUCAUUGGUGUUCUUGUUGUCAUUGCCCUUAUUUGGUCGUAAUGAUCUUGAAUGAAGACGUAAAAAUUUUCCUAGAAAUGUCAUUUUUAAUGUUUCUGUAAAUUAUGGUGAUCUAAGUGAUUGCAUUUUGUGGGUUAGCAAAUUGUCCAUAUGGUGCUUUUGUCAAGCGACAUCCUGCAAAUAGGCCUAAGUAUCUUCUUACUUUUUCAGUGGUUGUUUUGGAACCGCAUGCUGUUUUUGGAAGACCUUUUAUGUCAAACAGUGGUGAUUUCUAGAUUUUCUUAGAUAAAUAUGCACAGCUGUAGCGGCUGUCUAUCAAUGUGGAGCUUAAAGUUUUCUCA